UCCAGCUCCACUUCUCAACAUGUUUAAAUAUAAGCAUCCAGUGGUAGUAGAUCUUGGGUUCUUGCUAUGGCAUGCUUAGACAUGUUCAAUACAGAGCACCAACCAGGUCUCUAUGCUCCCAUGAGCCCAAGAAUCUCCUUCUCAAAUGAUUUUGUGGAUGCCCAUGCCCAAGCCCAACAAAUGAUCAAGUAUGAAUGCAACUCCAGAGAAGCAGCACCUGCAGCUGCGGCCUCCUCAUCCGACUUUGAAUUCUCUGUCACCAAUUACUCCAUGAUGACAGCAGAUGAGCUCUUCUUCAAGGGCAGGUUGUUGCCCUUCAAGCAGGAUAACUGCACCAACCAGUUUCAAAAGAUGACAUUGAGGGAUGAGCUCCUCAUCCACGACGAUGACUGUGAUGAUGGUGUAUCUCACAGGCCCCCCAAGGGUUCCAUCAAGUGGAAAGGCCUUCUGGGUCUGAAGAGGUCACACAUUCUUUCCAAGAAAGCUGAUAAAAGUGAUGGGUCUGUGGACAGAGCUGCAGAAGGAAAAGGGUCAUCAAUGGUGAUUCAUGAAGAGCUGCCCCUUGCCGAGGCUUCACAACAGGAGUUGUUGGUAGAUGUAGUGAGGACUAAAAAUUCAAGAGAUGUGGAGAUUGGGAUAUGAAUGAUGCCAUUGUGGAUGAAGAACACGGACGUACUUCCUAGAAAAUUUACUUGGGUUUUUCUUUGGGGUGGGGAUAUUUCUGCUAAUUCUAGAGGAACUUCUGAUAAUUAAGAUUUAUCUGUGGGUAGGGGUUUUAACCUUGAUUUAUGUUUCCUUUCAUCAACACUUUCUUACAUUUUUUCCCCUUCCAGAGGUUAGUGUUUGGCUGUUUCUAUGUAUAAAAUAUUUGCAGUUGCAGAAUUUCUAUGUUUUAUUAUGCUGUUUACUGACA
This is a messenger RNA of Macadamia integrifolia, 913 nucleotides long. RefSeq lists its product as uncharacterized. The coding region runs from base 67 to 642 and encodes 191 amino acids. The transcript has 2 exons. NCBI's taxonomy places the organism in Eukaryota, Viridiplantae, Streptophyta, Magnoliopsida, Proteales, Proteaceae. The record is from RefSeq and is a predicted model, not a curated record.